Molecule: messenger RNA, 1659 nt
Organism: Aspergillus mulundensis
Lineage: Eukaryota; Fungi; Ascomycota; Eurotiomycetes; Eurotiales; Aspergillaceae
Product: putative MFS monosaccharide transporter
Exons: 6
Coding region: 1-1659 (552 amino acids)
Biological process (GO): transmembrane transport; carbohydrate transport
Cellular component (GO): membrane
Molecular function (GO): carbohydrate:proton symporter activity
Source: RefSeq, a predicted model, not a curated record
AUGAGUGACCAGAUAUCCUCGUGGAAUGUCGUCCACAGGUUUGAGAAGCGCGGUCUUCUCAUUGCCAUCAACUGCGUUGCGGCCCUGUCGAUUCUCUUCUUUGGAUAUGACCAGGGCAUGAUGUCCGGAGUUAACAACUCCAAGGACUACAUCGACCUCAUGGGGUUUGGCUACACUGAAAUGAAGGACGGCCAUCCCUCCCCUGUGGUGACAAACAGCCUGCUUCAAGGUGGCAUUGUCAGUGUUUAUUAUCUAGGAACACUCUUCGGCGCUUUAAUUGGUGGCUGGACUGGAGACAAGGUGGGUAGAAUCAAGACGAUUGCCUUUGGUUCAGUCUGGGCGACCUUCGGGGCUGCUCUACAAUGCUCGGCACAGAACCAUAACUGGAUGAUCUGCGCACGGUUUAUCAAUGGAAUCGGAACCGGGAUACUCAACGCCAUUGUUCCCGUAUGGGCAACCGAAACCGCAGAACACACGAGCCGUGGCCAGUUCAUCGCAAUUGAAUUUACCUUGAACAUCUUUGGUGUUGUCCUCGCAUACUGGCUUGAAUUUGGCCUGUCUUUCAUAGACAACGGUGCAUCACCCUUCCGCUGGCGCUUCCCGAUUGCUUUCCAAAUUAUCUUCUUGAUCGUCCUGUUCGCCGUUGUUUGGUUCUUUCCCGAAUCCCCACGUUGGCUGGUCAAAGUUGGUCGGGAGCAGGAGGCUCGCUAUAUACUGGGUAGACUCCGUGGCAGCAGCGGCGAAGAUGCUAUCCGGGCCGAGGCCGAGUUCCAGGAUAUCCUUAGCGUCGCGGAGGCCGAGAAGUCUAUGGGUCAUAGCACGUCUUACCUGGCCAUGCUCUUCGGAUACAAGACUGGGAAGCUUCAUCUGGGUCGCCGUGUUCAGCUUGUGGUAUGGUUGCAGAUCAUGCAGGAAUGGGUUGGUAUUGCCGGAGUCACUGUUUAUGCGCCCACCAUCUUCAGCAUCGCCGGAUUUGAUUCCAUGAAAAGUCAGUGGAUCAGCGGUUUGAAUAAUGUCUUCUACAUGUUUGCUACUGUGAUUUGCGUAUUCACUCUUGACCGGAUCGGCCGUCGGUGGACCUUGUACUGGGGAGCGGCAGGCCAAGGAAUUGCCAUGUUCCUUGCUGGAGGGUUCUCACGCAUUUCGAUUGACGCUCGUGACGCCGGAAAUAUGGCACGGGCUGAAUCGUUUGGUGCCGCCGCGGCUUCCAUGGUCUUCAUCUUCACUGCAAUCUUCGGAGCCACCUGGUUGACAACUCCCUGGAUUUAUCCCGCGGAGAUCUACCCAUUGGCCGUGCGCGCCAAGGGUAAUGCCUGGGGUGUCGUAGGUUGGAGUAUCGGAAAUGGUUGGCUGACACUCCUCUGCCCUGUAAUGUUCGAGUCAAUUGGAGAGAAGACUCUUUAUGUCUUUGCUGCCAGUAACGUGAUCGCCAUCCCCAUGGUCUGGGCGCUGUACCCCGAAAGCAACCAGCGGACGCUGGAGGACAUGGACCUGCUAUUCGCAGCUGAUACGCCCUGGGUGUGGGAUGCGGAGAAGACAUUUGCCCGCCUCAAGGCCGAGAACCCAGGCUAUGUUGAGACUGCGGCGAGGAAGAAUAGCAUUCUGGAUGAGGAGGCUGCCAAGUCGGUCACUUUGACGCAUCACGAGAAUGCUGCUUGA